GGUCGGGGCCGCCUCCACCGCGGCGCUGCCGGAUUUGUAGAGGCCGAGGCCCCGCGCCCCUGCUGGGGCUGUUUCUAGGGUUGUUUCUAGGGCCCUCCCGGGAGGGGCUGCGGCCGGCUGGCCGCCCGCGUGGAACAGAAGGACGCGCGUCCCCCAGCGCCGCUCGGGCGGCCGCCUCGGAGCAUGACCCCCGCGGGCCGGCGCCGCGCGCUCUGAUCCGCCGGGACCCCGCGCUCCUGCAGCCAUGGGCGCCGGGGCUGGGCGGGGGGCGGCGACCGCGCCGCUGCUGGUGGCGGUGGCCGCGCUGCUGCUGGGUGCCGCGGGCCACCUGUACCCUGGAGAGGUGUGUCCCGGCAUGGAUAUCCGGAACAACCUCACAAGGUUGCACGAGCUGGCCAACUGCUCGGUCAUUGAAGGACAUUUGCAGAUACUGUUGAUGUUCAAAACGAGGCCCGAGGAUUUCCGAGACCUCAGUUUCCCCAAACUCAUCAUGAUCACUGAUUACUUGCUGCUCUUCCGGGUCUAUGGGCUGGAGAGCCUGAAGGACCUGUUCCCCAACCUCACGGUCAUCCGGGGCUCGCGCCUCUUCUUCAACUACGCACUGGUCAUCUUCGAGAUGGUUCACCUGAAGGAACUCGGCCUCUAUAGCUUGAUGAACAUUACCCGGGGCUCCGUCCGCAUCGAGAAAAAUAACGAGCUGUGCUACCUGGCCACCAUCGACUGGUCGCGCAUCCUGGAUUCUGUGGAGGAUAAUUACAUUGUGCUGAACAAAGACGACAACGAGGAGUGUGGGGACAUUUGUCCAGGCACGGCGAAGGGCAAGACCAGCUGCCCUGCCACUGUGAUCAACGGGCAGUUUGUCGAGCGGUGUUGGACACACAGCCACUGCCAGAAAGUUUGUCCCACCAUCUGCAAGUCGCACGGCUGCACCUCGGAGGGCCUCUGCUGCCACAGCGAGUGCUUAGGCAAUUGCUCCGAGCCCGACGACCCCACCAAGUGCGUGGCCUGUCGCAACUUCUACCUGGACGGCAGGUGCGUGGAGACCUGCCCGCCCCCCUACUACCACUUCCAGGACUGGCGCUGCGUGAACUUCAGCUUUUGCCAGGACCUACACAACAAGUGCAAGAACUCCCGGAGGCAGGGCUGCCACCAGUACGUCAUUCACAGCAACAAGUGCAUCCCCGAGUGCCCCUCUGGUUACACGAUGAAUUCCAGCAACCUGAUGUGCACUCCAUGCCUGGGCCCCUGUCCCAAGGUCUGCCACAUCCUGGAAGGCGAGAAGACCAUUGACUCGGUGACGUCCGCCCAGGAGCUUCGAGGCUGCACUGUGGUCAACGGAAGCCUCAUCAUCAACAUCCGAGGGGGCAACAACCUGGCAGCUGAGCUGGAGGCCAACCUUGGACUCAUUGAGGAAAUUUCCGGGUAUCUGAAAAUCCGGAGAUCCUACGCUCUUGUGUCACUUUCCUUUUUCCGGAAGUUACGGCUGAUUCGAGGAGAGACCUUGGAAAUCGGGAACUACUCUUUCUACGCCUUGGACAACCAGAACCUAAGGCAGCUUUGGGAUUGGAGCAAACACAACCUCACCAUCACUCAGGGGAAACUCUUCUUCCACUAUAAUCCCAAACUCUGCUUGUCAGAAAUUCACAAGAUGGAGGAAGUUUCGGGAACCAAGGGGCGCCAGGAGAGGAACGACAUUGCCCUGAAGACCAACGGGGACCAGGCGUCUUGUGAGAAUGAACUCCUUAAAUUUUCUUACAUUCGGACAUCAUACGACAAGAUCUUGCUGAAAUGGGAGCCAUACUGGCCCCCUGACUUCCGAGACCUCCUGGGGUUCAUGCUUUUCUACAAAGAGGCCCCUUACCAGAAUGUGACAGAGUUCGACGGGCAGGAUGCGUGUGGCUCCAACAGCUGGACCGUGGUGGACAUUGACCCCCCUCUGCGGUCCAAUGACCCCAAGUCGCAGAACCACCCAGGGUGGUUGAUGCGGGGUCUCAAGCCCUGGACCCAGUAUGCCAUCUUUGUCAAGACCUUGGUUACCUUUUCUGAUGAACGCCGCACAUAUGGGGCCAAGAGUGACAUCAUCUAUGUGCAGACAGAUGCCACUAACCCUUCCGUCCCCCUGGAUCCAAUCUCCGUUUCUAAUUCCUCGUCCCAGAUUAUCCUGAAGUGGAAACCUCCCUCGGACCCCAAUGGCAACAUCACACACUACCUGGUUUUCUGGGAGAGGCAGGCGGAAGACAGUGAGCUGUACGAGCUGGAUUAUUGCCUCAAAGGGUUGAAGCUGCCAUCCCGGACCUGGUCUCCGCCGUUCGAGGCUGAGGGCUCCCCGAAGCACAACCAGAGUGAACACGAGGAGUCCGCCGGCGAGUGCUGCUCCUGCCCCAAGACAGACUCCCAGAUCCUCAAGGAGCUGGAGGAGUCCUCUUUUAGGAAGACCUUUGAGGAUUACCUGCACAAUGUGGUGUUCGUCCCCAGAAAAUCCUCGUCAAGCCCUGGUGCUGAGGACACUAGGCCAUCGCGGAAACGCAGGGCCCUCAGGGACGUUGCCAACGUGACAGCGGCCGUGCCCACAGCUCCAGGUUUCCCCAACACCUCGACUAGCACGCCUACAAGCCUGGAGGAGCACAAGCCUUUCGAGAAAGUGGUGAACAAGGAGUCCCUGGUCAUCUCUGGGCUGCGUCAUUUCACCGGCUACCGUAUCGAGCUUCAGGCUUGCAACCAGGACGCCCCCGAGGAGAGGUGCAGCGUGGCGGCCUACGUCAGCGCCAGGACCAUGCCCGAAGCCAAGGCAGACGACAUCGUUGGCCCUGUGACCCACGAAAUCUUCGAGAACAAUGUCGUUCACUUGAUGUGGCAGGAGCCAAAGGAACCCAACGGUCUGAUUGUGCUGUAUGAAGUGAGUUACCGACGCUAUGGUGAUGAGGAGCUGCACCUCUGUGUCUCCCGCAGACACUUCGCUCUGGAGCGGGGCUGCAGGCUGCGCGGGCUACCGCCGGGGAAUUACAGCGUGCGAGUCCGGGCCACCUCCCUGGCAGGCAACGGCUCCUGGACAGAAGCCACCUAUUUCUACGUGACAGAUUAUUUAGAUGUCCCAUCGAAUAUUGCAAAAAUCAUCAUCGGCCCCCUGAUCUUUGUCUUUCUCUUCAGUGUUGUGAUUGGAAGUAUUUACCUGUUCCUGCGGAAGAGGCAGCCGGAUGGGCCGCUGGGACCGCUGUAUGCGUCUUCAAACCCUGAGUACCUCAGUGCCAGUGAUGUGUUUCCAUGUUCUGUGUAUGUGCCGGACGAGUGGGAGGUGCCUCGGGAGAAGAUCACUCUCCUGCGGGAGCUGGGGCAGGGCUCCUUCGGCAUGGUGUACGAGGGCAACGCCAGGGACAUCGUCAAGGGCGAGGCGGAGACCCGUGUGGCGGUGAAGACGGUCAACGAGUCGGCCAGUCUGCGGGAGAGGAUUGAGUUUCUCAACGAGGCCUCAGUCAUGAAGGGCUUCACCUGUCAUCACGUGGUCCGCCUCCUGGGGGUGGUGUCCAAAGGCCAGCCGACGCUGGUGGUGAUGGAGCUGAUGGCCCAUGGGGACCUCAAGAGCUACCUCCGCUCCCUGCGGCCGGAGGCUGAGAAUAACCCCGGCCGCCCUCCCCCUACCCUGCAAGAGAUGAUUCAGAUGGCGGCGGAGAUCGCCGAUGGGAUGGCCUACCUGAAUGCCAAGAAGUUCGUGCACCGGGAUCUCGCAGCUCGCAACUGCAUGGUGGCCCACGAUUUCACCGUCAAAAUUGGAGACUUUGGGAUGACCAGAGACAUCUAUGAAACGGAUUACUACCGGAAAGGAGGCAAGGGUCUGCUCCCUGUGCGGUGGAUGGCACCGGAAUCCCUGAAGGACGGGGUCUUUACCACUUCUUCUGACAUGUGGUCCUUUGGCGUGGUCCUUUGGGAAAUCACCAGCUUGGCAGAACAGCCUUACCAAGGCCUGUCAAAUGAACAGGUGUUGAAAUUUGUCAUGGAUGGAGGGUAUCUGGACCAACCCGACAAUUGUCCAGAGAGAGUCACCGACCUGAUGCGUAUGUGCUGGCAAUUCAAUCCCAAGAUGCGGCCCACCUUCCUGGAGAUCGUCGACCUGCUCAAGGAUGACCUGCACCCCAGCUUUCCGGAAGUUUCCUUCUUCCACAGCGAGGAGAACAAGGCACCUGAGAGCGAGGAGCUGGAGAUGGAGUUUGAGGACAUGGAGAGUGUCCCCCUGGAUCGGGCCUCCCACUCUCAGAGGGAGGAGGCCGGGGGCCGGGAUGGAGGGUCCUCCCUGGGCCUAAAGCGGAACUACGAGGAGCACAUCCCCUAUACCCACAUGAAUGGGGGCAAGAAAAACGGACGGAUUCUGACUCUGCCCAGGUCGAAUCCUUCUUAACAGCGCCUGUUUUGGGGGAGGGGUUCCCAUCUUCACUUUCCUCGGGUCUGAAGGUCUCCAGAAAACUCAGGAUUCUCCUAUGAAUCUGCCAGUGUCCGACGGAGCUCAGAGAUCAUAACUAUCCAUUGCUGUUCAUCUGUGACUUAAAAACGUGUUUGAUUGCCAAUUUGACGAGCUGUCAGAGAAUUGAACUGUGACCCUAGAGAAGGGGUUUCCUUGGCUGCUGUCCUUUGUAGGCAACUGUGGUUUUAAGCCAGGAUGUUACUAUUUUUUUCUAGUACAUGAGAGCAAGCACCUGUUUUUACAAAUCUUCUUCUUUUUUUUUUUCUCCUGGCGUCUGAGCUACAGUAUAAAACAUGAAACUUGUUUUUGGAACAAAAGUUUGAAAGAAAGGAAAAAAAAAAACAACCCUGUUCCAGUAGAAUUUCAGGCUUUCCAGAGUAGGCUUCAGGAAGGUGUUUUUUCCUCAUCCAGGCUGAAGGAUUUUUUUUUUCUUCUUCUUCACAAAGUCAGUUCCUCAAAUUGACCAAUAGCUGCUGCUUUUGUACUUCUGAUAAGGAUCUGCAGUCCCGGCGUGUGUCCGUGCGCGUGUGUGUAUAUGUCCAGGCUAGAUAUGGCUGGCGUGUGUGUGUGCACGUGUGUGCCCGUGCGUGCAUGCAAAGCGUUCGUGCCCCGUUGACACUUUGGGGGUCGGCUCAUGAAGGUUCUGUCUUCUCGAGCUCCUGAUCCUCCCAUCUCCUUCCUUCCUUAUUUACUGGGAGACUGUACCCUCCACAGAUUCUUCUGCCCCAAGCCUAGUCUCAGGAGUCUUUUCUCCCUUAACUUUGGUGAAAAAUGUUUUCCAGAAGCCAAGGGAGUCAUUUGGAGUGAUAGUGGAUCUUUUCAAGACCAAACAAAGCUAGGACA
Molecule: messenger RNA, 5296 nt
Organism: Enhydra lutris kenyoni (northern sea otter)
Lineage: Eukaryota; Metazoa; Chordata; Mammalia; Carnivora; Mustelidae
Product: insulin receptor
Exons: 22
Coding region: 245-4390 (1381 amino acids)
Biological process (GO): positive regulation of phosphatidylinositol 3-kinase/protein kinase B signal transduction; glucose homeostasis; protein autophosphorylation
Cellular component (GO): axon; membrane; insulin receptor complex
Molecular function (GO): insulin receptor activity; ATP binding; insulin receptor substrate binding
Source: RefSeq, a predicted model, not a curated record